CUCCCAACUUGUCAACGCCUCCCAAAAGCUCUCUGAACAGAGUGUCUAGAGCUUAACUUGGAAGAGCACAGCCAUGGUGCCGUGGGGUCCAGUGCUGGGAGCCCUGCUGCUGGCCGUCGUGGGUUACCUGUGCCUGCUGGGGCUGCUUCGGCAGCGCAGGCCCCAGGAGCCCCCUCUGGACAAGGGCUCUGUGCCCUGGCUGGGCCAUGCCAUGGCCUUCCGGAAGAAUAUGCUCGAAUUCCUGAAGCACAUGCGAGCCAAGCACGGGGACGUGUUCACGGUGCAGCUAGGGGGCCAGUUCUUCACCUUUGUCAUGGACCCCCUCUCCUUUGGCCCCAUCCUCAAGGACGUGAAGAGAAAACUAGACUUUGUGGAGUAUGCAGAAAAACUGGUGCUAAAGGUAUUUGGAUACCGGUCAAUGCCAGGAGACCACCGCAUGAUACACUCGGCCAGCACCAAGCAUCUCAUGGGCAACGGCUUGGAGGAUCUCAACAAAACCAUGCGGGACUGCCUGUCCUUGGUUGUACUGGGACCCAGGGGCCGGAGUCAGGAUGUCAGGAGCUGGCACGAGGGAGACCUCUUUGACUUCUGCUACAAUGCCUUGUUCAAGGCUGGCUAUCUGAGCUUGUUUGGCUACACCAAGGACACGGAGCAGGACCUGCUGCACGCAGAGGAGCUGUUUGUGCAGUUCCGCAAGUUCGAUCGCCUCUUCCCCAGGUUUGUUUACUCCUUGCUGGGGCCCCGGGAGUGGCUAGAAGUGGGCCGGCUCCAGAGGCUCUUCCACAAGACCCUGUCGGUGAAACAAAACCUGGAGAAAGAUGGCAUAAGCAACUGGAUAGCCUACAUGCUUCAGUUUCUGAGGGAGCAGGGGGUGGCCCCGGCCAUGCAGGACAAGUUCAACUUCAUGAUGCUCUGGGCCUCCCAGGGCAACACGGGGCCCACCUCCUUCUGGGCCCUCUUGUUCCUCCUGAAGCACCCAGAAGCCAUGCGGGCUUUGAGAGAGGAGGCCGCCCAGGUGCUGGGGGAGGCCGGGCUGGAGGCCGGGCAGUCCUUCAACUUGGACGUCAGCGCCCUGCAACGCACCCCGGUGCUGGACAGCGUGAUGGAGGAGACCCUGCGGCUGGGGGCGGCGCCCACGCUCCUCAGGGUGGUCAACGGGGACCACGUCCUGAAGAUGGCCCACGGGGGCGAGUACCGGCUCCGCGGCGGAGACAUCGUGGCCCUGUUCCCAUACCUCUCCGUGCACAUGGACCCUGACAUCCACCCCGAGCCCACGGCCUUCAAGUACGACCGCUUCCUCAACCCCGACGGCAGCCGCAAAGUGGACUUCUACAAACAGGGCAAGAAGAUCCACCACUACACCAUGCCCUGGGGCUCGGGCGUCUCCAUGUGCCCCGGGCGGUUCCUGGCCCUGAGCGAGAUGAAGCUCUUCGUCCUGCUCAUGGUCACGCACUUUGACCUGGAGCUGGUGGACCCUGACACGCCCGUGCCGCCCGUGGACCCGCAGCGCUGGGGCUUCGGCACCAUGCAGCCCAGCCACGACGUGCGCUUCCGAUACCGCCUGCGGGCCGCGCACUGA
This is a messenger RNA of Miniopterus natalensis, 1579 nucleotides long. It is a transcript of the gene CYP8B1, whose product is annotated as cytochrome P450 family 8 subfamily B member 1. Lineage: Eukaryota; Metazoa; Chordata; Mammalia; Chiroptera; Miniopteridae. The record is from RefSeq and is a predicted model, not a curated record. Gene Ontology annotation, molecular function: heme binding; iron ion binding; sterol 12-alpha-hydroxylase activity.